AUGACCAUUGUCACGUAUAAGGCUCCUACUUCUUUGAAGAGGGAGUAUGGUGGCAGACACCACGGCCAUUUUGGUGGUUUUGCAAAUGCUAAACCCAAACAAAUAAUUCAGGACAUCAGUGAGCCAAGUGAAGAGGACACGGCAGCAAUUCCACUGGUCACAGGCACUCAAGAGGUGCAAAUCGGUGACUCUGUGAGGGCACUUGCUGAACAUUUGAAUGAUGGGUUUAGGAUACUAGUGCAGAAUAACCUGAAUAGCAUUGCACCCCAGGAUAGUGGUGCGGAAUCCCGCGUCCAGGUACAUUUAGUGGAUGAGAGACAGUAUUACUCUUUGAUCUGCCAGCCACACAGUCCUCAACUGUGUGAUGCUGAGGGAUUGUUUGAUAUAGGGGCUUGCUUGGCAUUAUAUACUACACAGUAA
This is a messenger RNA of Tremella mesenterica DSM 1558, 420 nucleotides long. RefSeq lists its product as uncharacterized. The record is from RefSeq and is a predicted model, not a curated record. NCBI's taxonomy places the organism in Eukaryota, Fungi, Basidiomycota, Tremellomycetes, Tremellales, Tremellaceae. Bases 1 to 420 code for a protein of 139 amino acids. The transcript has 2 exons.